Mercenaria mercenaria is the source of this 8306-nucleotide messenger RNA. RefSeq lists its product as uncharacterized. Gene Ontology annotation, cellular component: nucleus; site of double-strand break. Lineage: Eukaryota; Metazoa; Mollusca; Bivalvia; Venerida; Veneridae. The record is from RefSeq and is a predicted model, not a curated record. The transcript has 31 exons. Gene Ontology annotation, biological process: double-strand break repair. The coding region runs from base 8 to 8059 and encodes 2683 amino acids. Gene Ontology annotation, molecular function: helicase activity; zinc ion binding.
GUGCAAGAUGUCAGGACUCAAGAGAAAGAAGUCUGGAUUUAUGCCACCAAGAAUGGUAAAACAAGCAUUUGUAGAAAAUUCUCAAGAAUCACAGUCUGGGAGUGAAAGAUGUAUAGGAUUUCCACAGUCUGGUCCAUCAAACAAUUCUUAUCAAAAUGAGAAUCCAAGGAGAGUACCUUUAUUGCCACAGCAAACACAAAAUAUGAAUCAUGCUGAUGUCUCCACAACAGACAAGUCUCCAGAAAAUGACAAUUCAUUCCAAAAGUACCCAGCUGAAAGUAUUGGCAAAAAUUUGUAUAAUUUAUAUUCAAGAUAUAAUCAACAUGAAAGUGAUAGUGCUAGUGAAAACUCCAGUCAAGAGUCAUCUUACACUGGAGGAAAUAAGAGAUUGUUAUCACCCUGGUCUGUUUAUGGCUCAAAAAACAGCAGCCCAUCACUUCAUGUUGGAAUAAGGCAUGAACCUAUUACCAAAAGUCCUCAUUUUGGACCUCAAACUAGUGUAUUAGUUGAAAAGAAAGGUGCUGGAAAGAGUUUUGACAGAUCUGUUAAUAACCCAGUUGAAAGUGAAAGAUCAAAUGUAUCAGAUUAUAGCCAAUGUGAGGUAACUACAUCUUGGUCUGUAUUUAGUAGCAAAAGUGUCCUGCCACAAAACACAAAUGAAACAUUUUCUGCAGAAAUGGAUGAGGAGAAAUCCAAAGAAACAGACAAUCAGUUAGCCAGUCAGAGUAAACGAAACAUUACACAAAUUAUGAAAUUGUUAAAAAAGAAACCAUCGCCUGAUGAUAAUUUGCAAGACAGUUGUACAAAUUCUGUAAAGCAUGACAAAAGCUCAGCACUUUGCAACAGCAUUAGUAAAUCAACUACUGAAAAAUUCAGUAAGUCACCAAGAGACUUUGCUAGUCCAUAUGCCGAUCAAGGCAUGCUUGAAAGCAAUGGUACAAGUUGCAAGGAUAGACCAUACAAAAAUGAAAUUAAAGAUAACAUUUAUGAUACUGAAAUUGCUGUAAAUACUUGUGGAACUUUUCCUGAUACUGAUCAAGUCAGAUGUAAUAGUGAUAUUAGGUCUACUAAAGAAGACCUCGAUAUGCUGGAAAAAAGUGAAGAAAAUAGUGAUGAUGAAGAUUUAAUAGGCAGUUUUCACAUAAACUUCUCUCCAUUAUCACAUGUUACAGGCAGUGAUGAUGACAGUGAAAUUACCAGUAGUAUUGGUAAGGAUACUACAGAUUCCAAACAUAAAAGUAUUAGUUUGCAGAAUGAAAAAUGUGUUAUAGAAUCCGCAAUAACAAAAAAUGAUGCUGUGGACAGUGUUAGCAAUACUGCAUGUAAAACAAAACAAUCCACUGGCACCAAUCAAUCGCAUGACAGCAUUCCAUGUAAGACUAAUACUUCUGAAGAAAUUCCAGAUUUUAAUAGAAAAGAAAGUAACUCGGUCAAUUCAGGAAAACUAGAUAACCCCAACAUAGAUCAAAGAACAGAUGUAGAAGAUUGUCUUGAAAGUUCUGAGGUUGAUUUGCAGAAAGUUAGGUGUGGAGAAUCAAUGUUUGAAAGUGGCAAAGAUGUUAUACAAAACAGUGAUGGAGAGUUUUGUGAAACUAAUGAGCAAUUUGAUAUUGAUCAUGAAAAACUUAAUGCCUCAGCUUCUAGAAGGACUGCCGAAAACCACUGUACUCCAGAAAUACGUGAAGAAGAAAUUAAUGAUGAGACACACAUCAAUAGUUUUGGAGAAAAUACUUUAUUAAAGAAUUGUAUGAGUAGAUCAGAAAUAUCUGAUAUUCAUGACUGUAAUAAUGACAUAAAAGGUAAAGUGGAUUCUUUCAAAAUAGAUUACAAAGAACCAGAAGAAGGGGAUCUGUUGGACAAUGAAGUUGCAAAUGAAGAUGCCAGACAGCAGCUUUUAGAUAAGAAUGAUGUUGAAGGUACUAAUAAAACUGCUGAUAAAGAAACAGAGAUAGAUGAUUUUAGUGGUAAUGAAGAAGCCACAUACAUUGAUACAGAGCAGGCUGUAGAUAAUAAUGAAAGUCAGUAUUCCAGAACAACAUCUAUGAGUCAAGAUACAAUGGACUUCAGUUGUGAUACUAUGGAAGAUGAUAGUCAAAAUUUUGGUAUUCACACUCAGCAACUAGACAGAUUAGAGCCUUCUACUUGUGCAAGCAAGAAUAGAAAUUUUCAGUACAAAUUAAAUAGUUCAAAAGACAUAAAAAAUGAUAAGAGGUAUAUUAAUUCAGUAAACACAGGGAGACAAUGUGAAAAUGAAACUGUAAAUAAAAAUACAGCUAUAAGAAGUCUGAAUGUUGAUAAGAACCCAACAGCACUCAGUCAUGCAUCUAAUGCAUCAAGUUAUCAGAUCUCACAAUUUUUGGACAAAAGGAAAACGGUGAUGGAUGUGAUUCAUCUUACAGCUCAGCCACUCUGCCCAGACUCGGAGAAGCUGGAUUCUGAGGAUCCUUUCGUUAACUUACAUGAUAUACCUGGGACAGUUCCCCCUCAUACAAAUAUACUUAAACAGGGACAUGCUAGAGAAAAGACACAGAUUGACUGUAGGCUGGGAAGUUAUUGUACACAAGGUGUAUCAUCAGCUGUGGUGAUGCGAAUGCACCAUAAUCACCCAGAGAACAGAAAAGCUUCUAGUCCAUACAAAACAGCAUUUCAUACAGCCAGUGACAGUCCAACUGAAGAUCAAGUAUAUAACAAACACCAGUCACCAUUUCAACAGCUUUCUGAUUCAGAUUUAAGCAAGCAGUCCUCACCAAGUUUCUACAUUGACUGGCAGAAUAGCAAACCUCAAAUAUGUAAAGCAGAUAAAGUGUUUGAAGAUGAGUCAAGUACUGUAUUUAGCCAAGACUAUAAUGAUUUUACAAAUCAGGAUACUCAGUGUAGUAUGAAGAGACCAGCUUCACAGAAUAUAGAUGAGGAGGAAAUCUACAGCAAAUUGUACAAACCAAGACUCAUGUAUCAGCAUGACAAUCAAAACCAGUUUCAUUACAGUGAAAAUGAACAUUCAAAUACAUGUAAAUCCAGUAGAGAAUCAAGCCCAGUUAGCAUGCCAGAAACACUAACUCAGUUUGACAGAUGUAUGAAUAGUGCCGACAUAAGACAUGGUGGAAUAAGUACCUCACUUGACUCGUUGCCAGAUCAGAAUUUCCAGGCUUACAGAAACAUUUCAAGAGCUUGUGGGAGUAUGAUGCGGCAGCCAUAUUUUACAGAACCAAGUAACUUUCAUUCACAGUUUUCACAAUCCUCUGAUGAAUAUUUUCUUCAUGGGCAGGAGAAAUCACCAGAAUCAUCAUUAGAACCUGCCAGAGAAAGGAUAAGAUCUGAAAUUAUUGAUGAUAUUAGUCAACAAACACCAGAAUCGGAUAGAGAAUAUGAUUCCUUGAACUCUAAAUGGCAAAAUUUUGUGGCCAGUCAGACCAGUGAUGAUUGUGACAUUGAUAUGAACAAGUUGACUAAAACGGUAGAAAAUACAAGAAAAUUAAGAAAAGAUUUUGUUACAUUGAAAAGCUCACCAGGCUUGUACAAUACACAAAGAGUAUGCUUUCAGUCUGCUGUAGAGACAAGAAAUGAUCAAAAGAUAGUUUCAGAGUCAGUGAUUACCGGCCUAGAUAGUCUGCAGACCGACAUUGGUAGUGGUAAUAGUUUAUCAAAUGGCAAUGUCCUUAACACUUCAAGUACACAGCCAGAUGAAACUAAAUCCAGAGAGUUUAUUCAGAAUGAUAACAACACAGCAAUACAAACAGUUCAAAGAAUUAAAAUAGAUGAAAGUAAAGCCUUUGAUGAUAAAGUAAAUAAAGAUUGCAUUGUAAAUGAAAAAUAUGUAAAUAAUUUUGAUUCAGAUAUGUUUUCAUCAGUGGAUUCCUUUGAGGAUUUGCUAGCUGACAGUAAUUUUGAAAUAGAGGAACUGAAAGAAAAUGUAAAAAGUAAGACCAGAGAGACCGAACAGCAGGUUCCGGAAGUAGAAAUGACAGAAUCUGUUGAUACCAUUGUUACUGGUGGAGACAGUAACUUAAAGGAAAACAGUGAUAUUUUAGCCACUGCUGAAAAUGGAAUAUCUCUUGACCAAUACAGCAGCAUUGCUGAAGUGACAGGAAGUGCAAAUGUAGAAAGCAGUGUGAAAGUGAAUUUAAAUGAUUGCAAGAGGAUGAAAAUUGGUCUUGAAAAUGAAGCCCUAGUUCCGUCAGAUAAUGAAUUCAGUGCCGAGUUUGAAAGUGUAGAUGUAGAUAGUGGAAUGUUAAACAGAAAGUUAGAGGAUUCACAGAAACUUGAUGAAGUAUCUGAAACUGGAGUCAAACAUUUAGAACAAACAUCCAAUGGUGCUCUUACCAGGAACGAUAAGGAAGAUGUUAACCAAAAAGAAGAAUCUCCUUUGUUUAUUUCUGAAAGUAUGUCUGGUUCACUGGGAUUUGAUAGAAAUAAAGAUGUAGAUGUGACUGUAGGUACAAAGACAGGAAAAAAUGAAAAUGAUUUGGUUAGUUUUUCCUUAGAUGAAUCUUUGGACUUGUCGUUCUCAUUUGAUAGUAAUAUUUUAUGUGCUACUCAGUCUGAUCAACAUACCAGGAAUACUCAUACUAUGAGAAUUGGUUGGAAGCCACCCAUAAAAUCAGGCAGUCAUUUACAAUCUACUACUGGAAAUGAGACUAAGCCUCAACAGAAAGAAGCUAAAAUUUCAGAAAAAGUGAAACCUACAUUUAAGUGCCUUAGACUUUUAGCUCAGACAAAAGAGAAGAGUCAUCCAGAAAACGGUAUAAAUUUAAAAAAUAAAAAUGAUAAGGAAUCAAAAACAAUGUCUCCAUAUUUAGAAAGUGACAGUGGUUCAGUUCAACAGAAAUGGAAAUUCAAGAGUCCAAAACAAAGUCCAGACCUGCAUUACAAUGUAAAACAAUCAUUCAAUCCAGGGGAGAAAAAUCUUAUACCAAAUCUUGGUAGGAAAGAUUGCAAAGAGACAACAGAAGAUGAAAUAUGCAAUCUAAAGAGAUUUCAAGAAGGGAAGUUACCAAAUAUUACAUCAAACAAAAGUUUUAAGCCACCUUCCUUGACAAGAACACCUAUUGUUAACAGAACAAUCUCUUCUCCUUGUGUGCCUCGCAGACACACUGUUGACAGAAAAGUUCCUGACCAGCAGGGACCAGGUGUAAGCCAGACAGAAUUUAGAUUUCCAAGUAGGUCAGAGACUGAAAGGUUGCAGACUGUACUGAGACAAGUUAUUAUUCCAGAAACCUUCCCUUCAGCCACUGUCUACAAACAGGUCCUUACUGCUGCACUUACAGAAUAUGUGAACACUCAACUUUUUGAUGUGGCCAAAAGAUACCAUCAUGCUUUGUCAAAAGUGGACACCUCAGGAUACUCUGAAUACAAAUCAAAAAACAGUAGAGGAUGUGUAAAUAAUCCAAACCCCCAGUGUCAGUGUGGUGUACCCUCUAAGAUGAUCUGUGUGAAGAAAGAGGGAGCUAACUGCGGGAGAUAUUUCUAUGCUUGCAGUGCCAACAGGAAACAGCAGUGUAAGUUUUUCCAGUGGGCAGAUGAGAUGAGGAAAGGAGGUGUGAUGUCUGGUAGUAAACGUAAGAUACAAGAUACACAGAGUCUGAGAAUGUACAUGAAAGACCAACAUGUACAUUUCUACGGAGAAUGUCAGCUGAUCAAAAGGACAAAGGAGAAUAUCAACAAAUAUUUUAAGGCACCUAAAUGGGCUAGAAACAGAGGUAAUGGAGACAUGGUACAGAAGAAACAGAUCUUCCUGAAACUUCCCUAUAAAGGACGAUCCUCUGUCUAUGCUAAAGAUGAUAUAUGGGUAAUAUCAAAGCAUUUAGACUUUGAUCCACUGCAGUCAUUCCUUGCAAGAAGUACAUACUAUGGUCCUUCAUCCUCUCUGGAAGUAGAAAUAGAACCCCUCACUGGCUACAGCCCAUCAAACUGGCAACAUGAAGAUGUUUGUCAUGGUAUAUUGGCUGGUAAUGUAUCUACAGAGCUGAGUUGUUUAGACAAUAUAAGAGAAUAUAUAGAGGCUUGGAUGCCCCCUAUACUGCCUCAUCUUCUUAACAGGCAAAAUGUAGACACAGAGCAAGUUAGGAAUUCCAGCAGAGGUUUUCAGGCACCAAAAGUACUUGGUGAUCAGUGUAACCAGUCUGGCAGAAAUAUACAUAUACAUUCUGAGCAAAUUGAUGAUUUAUCCAGUCAGUAUAUAGAGAGGUACAGACUGAACACUGAUCAAGCUGAGGCCCUGAGGAGGGUAGCCAAUAUGUUCUCUAUAGAGAAAUCUUCAGUUGUAGACAGUAUUCUGCUUAUACAUGGUGUAUUUGGUGCAGGGAAAAGUUUUCUACUCUCUAUAAUGGUUCUCUUCCUGGUUGAGGUGUUCCAGUUGAAUGAUUCUCAGUCUCCAGGCCAACCAUUUCCAUGGAAACUACUCAUAUCAUCAACAACAAAUGUUGCUGUGGACAGAAUUUUAAUUGGUCUUUUAGAUCUUGGUUUUGAAGAUUUUGUCAGGGUUGGAAGUGUGAAGAAAAUUGCUAAACCUGUUUUACCCUUCAGUGUACAUGCAUCUGGAACAGACAAUCAGGAGCUUAAAGAUCUCCAAGAAAUGCUUAGAAGUGGUGACUUGACUGCUGCAGAAAAGAGCCAUGUGAGACAAAGCAUAGAAAAGCACAGAUUAGGAGAAAAUAAAAAGAAACUGGGUAAAGUUAGGGUAGUUGGAGCAACCUGUGCCUCAUGUUCACUGACCUGCCUUAACAACAUGGAAUUUCCACUUGUUCUAUUGGAUGAGUGUAGUCAGAUGACAGAACCAGCUUCAUUACUCCCUGUAGCAAAAUUUGGAUGUCAGAAACUUCUACUGGUUGGUGAUCCUAAGCAAUUGGAUCCAACAAUUCAGGGAGCAGACGCUGCCCAUCAGAAUGGACUGGAACAGACGAUGUUUGACAGACUUAUAAGAAUGGGAAGUGUGCCGACAUUAUUGAGAACACAAUAUCGCUGCCACCCAAACAUCAGUGCUGUGGCAAAUAAACUGUUCUAUGGUGGAAUGUUGGAAGAUGGCAUCUCAGAAGCUGACAGAAAGCCAUUGUUGGAAGUACUGCCAACAAUAUGUUACUUUGAUGUAGAGAGAGGAGAGGAAUGCUGUGAGGCUGCAGCAAGUUAUUACAAUGAGAGAGAGUCACAGUUUGUUGUAUUCUUGCUGCAAGUUCUGCUGUCAUCAGGGCUUGAACCUUCUGCCAUUGGUGUGAUCACACUGUAUAAAUCCCAAAUGGCUAGAAUCUCAGAUCUUCUUACAGGGCAAGGAGACUGUAUGGAUAUGAAGGGAGUGCAGGUAUCUACAGUGGACGCCUUUCAGGGCGGGGAACGUGAUGUUAUUAUACUGUCAACAGUCAGGUCUAGGGCAUGUGGAUUUAUUGAUAAUGACAAGAGAGCAAAUGUUGCCCUUACAAGAGCCAGACACCACCUUCUUAUUGUUGGGAACUUAAACAAUCUCUCCAAGAAUGUGUUGUGGGGGAAAGUUAUCAACCAUUGUAAAUGCUACGAAAAUGGAAUCCAGUCUGCAGAUGAAGCAAGACACAGUCUGGAAAAAUAUCUAGAAAACUUGAAAUUUUGUGAAACCGGUCAAGGAAGCAUGAGCAGUAAACCAGUUGACUCUCAGAACAGUAGUGCUAGUGGAAAACCAACAAGGAAAAGGAAACCAAAAAGAAAACGGAAGUUAUCAGAUAGUGAGAUGAACAAAGAAGCCUCUUCCUGUGAAACUAAUAAGCAGUCACUGAAUAGUUCCAGUAAUUCUACAAGAAGAUCUAAGAAAAGGACUAAAAAGGGCAUUACUUCAGACCCAGAUCAUGUGAUAGAAGAUGGAAUAGAUGAGGAUUUUGAUGAGGAUUUUAUAGCAGAUAUUCUGGACACAAACUUACCUGAAACAGAAGUUAAUAGCAGGCUAUCUGAUGAAGAUUCAGCACAGAUCAUUGACAACUGUCAGUCAGAUAAACAGCAGAGGAAGAGACAGAAACACAAAGAUAGAUUGAGCAGUCUUGUGUUUGACUCCGACCAAGAUAAUACAGUUGACGAGGAUCUCCCCAUUUUCAACUGUGAUUAGAAUUAGAUUAUGACAUUAUUCUCUUACAUAUUACCUGAAUUUAGUAGUGCUGCGAAGCUCUCACUCUUGCAGUAAUUGUGAUGUGUUGCUGUUAAAAUACCAACUUGAACAUUUUUACAAUAUUUUCUUGAACAAUAUCCACCUUAAAAAUGUAAAUUAUGACAAAUUUGUGACAAAUGGAAAUGUGUAAUUCCAUCUUAAUGUGAUAUUUUUUUUCUUUCAGUAUCAUUAAAAUAUAUAUACUAUA